AUGAAUAAAUAGAGACGUUAGAAAAUACUGCCAAUACAAUAGAUUUAGGCUAAACUUAAAUAGCUGAAACAAAGCAUUCGAGCAAGUGAGAUCAAGUCUUUGAGAUCAUCAUGUUUAUUUACUGAAACCACUCCAAAUGAGAAAUUGGAUAUUAAAACAAAAUAGAAUCAAAAUAGUAGUGUAGAUGGAAGGACCAUGUAUGUAAAGCCUAAUUUCAAAAAAAAGAUGAAAACAACUAAAAGGUAUAAAAGAAAAUAAUAUCAAAAGUCCUUAAUCAAUGAAAGUCAAAACAAGCUCGAUUAUUACACAAUCUAAAACAACAGUAUCUCCCAAGAAGCCCUUAAAAGAUAUUUUAAAAAGUUAUAUUAAAAGUAAAUUCCCAAAAAGCAGAACAACUUCAAAAUCCAAAUCACCUUAAAAGUUAAAAAAAGUCUAAAGUCCAUAAUAAAGAUAAAUUAGAAGUUAAAGCAAAAAGAAACAAAAUUAAAAGCAAAAAACGAUAGUAAGUCCUCAAAUGAAGAAAUCUAAGAAAUAAAAAACAUAGGUGCAGUAUUAUCAACCACAAAUAAGUAAGAUCAGUUCAAUCAGAUUAAAUACAUUUUCAGUGAGUGAGGAUCCUCAUAAAAUGUUAUUAAAUUCAAUAAUCGAAGAAUUGUAAUUGAUGAAUGAAAAAUAAAUGAUUGAAUUACAAUAGUUUCUGAAAAACAUCAAAUAAGAAAAGAAAGAUGAAGCAUAAUAAACAAGCAUACAUGAAAAAUUUGAUAUUCAAAAAUAGCAUCAAUAAUUAGCAUUUCAAGAAAGUCUUCCUUUAAAUAUUAUAAAUGAAAUAUGCCAUUAAAGAGAGGAAGGUAUCAAACUUCGUGUUAAUAUGUAAAUGGAUGCAUUUAACAAUUUACUAUAAUAAUAAAAAAUAUCUCCUAGAUCUUUCAAAAAUAAUAAUCAACUUCUUCAGCAAUGGGAAAUCAAAUAAACUGAGAAGUUGUAGUAAUAUUAAGAAAAACUCAAGAACAUCUAAAAUGUUACCAAUAAGAUAUAAUAAAAAACUCAAAAAGAUUUGUAGUGUAUACAAGAAUUAUAAGAAAAUAAAUUUAUUGUAGUUUAAUAGUUAUGUAAUAAAAUUAAUAUUAUUUAGAGUAAAUUUCAUUCGAAUCUAGUUCUUUAGAUUAUUCUGAUAUAUAAUUAAGUACUCCUAAAUAAUAGUAAAACAUAAAUUUCAAAAGAAAAGACAUAGUAAUUGAUAUUGAUUUUUAACCAUAACAAAAUAUAGUUGAAAUUUAAACUAACGUUGGAACUAUUAGUUUAUUCGUUGAAGUCCUUUGUUAGUAUAUCACGGGUAGAUAAUUAUGAUUUAAAUUAGAAACGAACUUAAGCUCUUUCAUUAAGAGAAUGAACUAUCCUUUUGGUUUAUAACCAUAUAGUAAACUCCGAUAAAUUCAUGGACAUGAAAUUAUAGAGGAUGAUAAAUUUUAAUAUCCGAUAUAGGAUUUCAUAUUUACUGAAUUACAAGUAUGAUAUUAUCAUAGAAUAAGCAAAAUAGUUCCUUAUAUGAAAAAAUUCACAAUAGAGCUAUAUUUGACACUUUCAAUCAAAUUCUAAAUUAAUAUCGUCCAUUUUAUUACUGUAAUGGAUAACCUUAUCCUUGGGAAUAUAAUAGAAAUCUCGUUGUCGUCUUAUACAAUAAUGAAAACAUCAAUUUAUUGUUAGAGAAAGCUAAAGAAAAACUUAUAUUUUAUGCGUCCAUUUUAUGCGGAUUAAUUAAUGAUGAUGAAGAAUUUGCUGAAUAAUUCUUAAGUUAUGAAUAAGCAAUAUAAAAUCUACUCAAUUCUGAUUAUUUAUCCUAAUUACGAAACGAACGAUUAUAAUUAUGUAUCAAUAAUGAAGUAAUUAAUGAUAAUAUAUUAUAAAGAUACAAGAAAAUGAGUAUAUGUGGUCAUAUACUGACAAAACUGAAACCUUGGUUGAAAUAACAGAUCACAUUUUCGAAGAUUUAAUAAAUGAAUUAACACUUGAAUUAUUAUGA
Molecule: messenger RNA, 2020 nt
Organism: Paramecium sonneborni
Lineage: Eukaryota; Ciliophora; Oligohymenophorea; Peniculida; Parameciidae
Source: the annotation of a GenBank genome assembly